CGUUAGAAGCAGGAGCAGCAUCACCGCCUGUAAAAGGAAACAUGUCGAGCAGCUAUCAGCAGCUUGCAGAGCCAGAGAGAUCAGUGGAUCCAGAUCUCAGGAUGGUGCUUCUUGGAAAAACUGGAGCUGGAAAGAGUGCUUCAGGAAACACCAUCUUAGGAAGAAAGGAUGCUUUUAGAUCAACACUAUCUCCUAGCUCUGUAACUUCAGAGUGUCAGAAGGAAACUGGAGAGUUUGAAGGUCAAAACCUGACUGUGGUUGAUACUCCAGGUCUGUUUGAUAACGUCAACACUGACGAGGAGAUGAUGGCAGAGAUCACCAGGUCCAUCUGCUUUGCCGCUCCUGGUCCUCAUGUGUUCCUGCUUGUGAUCCCGGUGGGCAGAUUCACAAAUGAAGAACGAGACACCGUGAGGAUCCUUCAGCAGAUGUUUGGAGUCAGCUUAGCAGAUUACACGAUGGCCUUGUUCACCCGUGGAGAUGAGCUGUGUGGAGGAAACACCAUAGAAAAUUUCAUACGUGAAAAUCAAGCUCUUAGUUAUUUUAUCCAUCAGUGUAAAGGAGGAUAUCAUGUUUUUAACAACAGAGACAAGGAGCCCUUUCAGGUCAGAGAGCUGCUGGAGAAGAUCAAUGAAAUGGUUCAGAGAAACGGAGGAAACUGCUACACCAAUGACAUGUUAGAAGAGGCUGAGAGAGCAGCGAGAGAAGAAGAAGACUUCAGGAUUGUUGUUACUGGGAAAACUGGAGUUGGGAAGAGUGCAUCAGGAAACACCAUGCUCGGAGGAAAAGUCUUUAAAACAUCUUCAUGUUCACCACCUCCUCCCUCAGUGACAUCAGAGUGUCAGAAGGAGAUAGCUCAGUUUGAUUUUCAAACCCUGGCUGUAGUUGAUACUCCAGGCCUGUUUCACACUGAGUUCACCUUGGCGCAGGUGAACACAGAGAUCAACAGAUGCAUCUGCUUUGCUGCUCCUGGUCCUCACGUGUUCCUGGUUGUGAUCCAGCCAAACAGUUUCUCAGCUAAAGAACAAGAAACAGUGAAAAUCCUUCAGCUGGUGUUUGGAGAAAAUGCAGCUCGUUACACCAUGGUGUUAUUCACGCACGUAGAUGAUCUGGUGGUCUCCAUAGAAGAAUGCAUUAUUAAAACUCCAGCUCUUCGUGACCUGGUUAGUCAGUGUGGUGGAGGUUAUCAUGUUUUUAGAAACAGAGACAGGGAUCCCGCUCAGGUCAAAGAACUGCUGGAGAAGAUCAACGCCAUGGUUCAGAGAAAUGGAGGAAGAUACUUCACCAAUAACACGUUUGAAAAGGCAGAGAAAGUCAUAAUGAAAGAGAUGGAACGCCUGCAGAAAGAAAAACCAGAGAUGACAAACAAAGAAGCGAGAUACAGAGCAGAGAGAGCCAACAGGUUUGUUCAGGGGUUUCUGGCUGGUGUUGCUACAGCUGCUGCUGGCCUGGGUGUAGGAGCUGCUGCUGGAGCUGCUGCUGGAGUUGGUACUGCAGUUGCCACUGAGGUUGCUAUUGGAGCUAUUGUUGGAGCUGUAGCUGGUCCGGUGGGAGCUGUAGUGGGAGCUGGACUGGGUCUUGCAGUUGGAGCAGCAGUUGGAGCUGGAGUCCAUUUUACUACUGUUGCUAAACUGAAGAAGCAGGCAUGUGCUACACAUUGACAAUCAAUCACUCAGCAGCAUCCAACUCACAUUAACAUGAUCAAAGGAGUCCUGUGCACCGAUAUUGUGAUUAUGUGUUGUUUACUUUUCACUAAAUCAUCAAUCAGUCAAUAAAGUUUAUAAUUUCAUUGUUAAUGAAGUUACUGUAGAAGACACUGAGUUGGAUAUCUGAUUUAAUAUAGUAAUUCAUACUGUAUCAUUCACUGUUAUUAAUAUGAAACUAAAAUAUUUUUAAUAGCUGUGAAAUGUAGUUCUAAAAGAAGACCUGAACGAGAUAUGAAGAACGAAAGAAACUCACUAAAACAGAAAAUUAGAAAUGUGAAUUAAAAAUUACACAAUGUGCA
Archocentrus centrarchus (flier cichlid) is the source of this 2002-nucleotide messenger RNA. Its product is annotated as GTPase IMAP family member 8-like. The coding region runs from base 42 to 1658 and encodes 538 amino acids. NCBI's taxonomy places the organism in Eukaryota, Metazoa, Chordata, Actinopteri, Cichliformes, Cichlidae. The record is from RefSeq and is a predicted model, not a curated record. The transcript is spliced from 2 exons. Gene Ontology annotation, molecular function: GTP binding.